AUGGCAGGUGCGAACCCUGAAGUACCCAAAGCCCAAUAUCAGCACUACAUUCCUCGAUUCUUGCUCCGUCGCUUCUCCUACCCAUCUUCGACUGUGCUCAAUCAUGGCAAGAAGCAGAACAGAAAACAACGAGUUGAAGAUAUAGUCACGGCAGUUGACCUAGGUCACGACAUUCCCAAAUUUGUCGAAUCACCGGUGGGACGAAUCUUUGGACAAUAUGACAUGUACAAGGACGACUCAAAAUUCAACAAAAAAGAGCAAAAUCGAAUUGAGACGAAGUUAAGCCGUAUUGAGGGCCAAGCAAGUCGCAUUAUUGCCGAAGUUACAGAUGCCCAUAAAACGGGCAAGGACAAAGUCGAACUCUCACGCCAUGACAAAGAUCUUUUACGAAAAUACAUCUUCGUCAUGAAGUAUCGCAGUCCCAUCUUCUUCACACGCUUCAAUCAUCAGAGAGCAGAGGAUUAUGCUUCGAGCGAUCGGGCAUUGUUUCUGGAAUACAUGCAAGAACGCAAUUUCUCGCGCCCACUCGAUGUCUGGCUCGACAACCUUGAAAGGAUUAUUGAUAAGCCUAUGGAUCCUGCCGGUAAAUGGACAGAAGAUCUCUACGAGGAAAUCUACCCAGAAGACGCCAAGUGGCUCAACAUCAAUAUCAGAUCGAUGUACCUGUCUUUCGCUACUCCUUCAGAUGCCGUUGAAGAGUUUCUUCUCACUGAAAACGCGUUUGGCAUUUAUGAAGGGCCGAACGACUACUUCACCAACCCUUUCACAGGUGAACAGACAACGACUGCAUACACCGAGUUUCAUAUAAUCAGCGUCGUUUCUCCACGUUUAGUCAUGAUAUUACGCGACAAUUGUCUCCCGGAACCUUUGGAGGACCAGCGCGACAACAUCCGCGAUUGGAAGAGAUUGAUGUUGGCAGCUAGUGCUCAGGCGCAUAAUCAACCAGACAACGCUAAAUCUUUGCUCGAAGACUUGCCAUUAGCGAAAGCUCGAAACUCCUACACUGUGAUUCAAGACGGUCGGCUUGAACUGGCUAAAGGUGCAGACGGAGUGCCUAGAGCGAAAGACAAAUUCGACUUCACUUUCUUCGGCCUAGAGAGCAAACAUGUGCAGACCAUCAACCUUGUCAUGCUGGACCAAGCCCACCACAGCUCGCAUAUUGUGUACAAGUCGAAAGUCGCAUUGCAAGCAGCUCUGGACUUCUAUUUGGAUUAUCCAACCCAGACUAGAGGAGCCUACAGUCUGAAGACGAUAAGUGAUCGACCGAACGACCCGAUGCUGGCUUUAUUACGAAAGCUGGAGACGAUUGCCCAUUCAUUGGGCUCGUCUGUCAGAGCGAAGUACUACAUCGAUCCGCUUGAUGAAAUUAAGGAUACGCCGCCUCCUGACGGAGCGCCGACUUUCAAUGGCGUGGUUGCCCAAGUUUUAGAAACAAUAGAAAACGAUUGCCGGACAGUAAGUCUCGUGGCGCUGCCCGCAACCGUCAUGAGCAAGGUGUUAAGCAAGCUGAAGAUGUCUGCUUCAACGAUGAAAAGGCUUGACCUGAUGGCGAUGGCGGAUAACCGACGCUGCUUCCCAGACCAGAUUUUUCUAGCAGUUCAUAAGGCAGACAUCAGAGGUCUUAGUGCGCGAUACAAGAAAAUUCUCCAGAUUGGCAAACCGAUGUGGAGAAGCGCAUUGGAUGAGCUUGUUAAGCAAGAGUGCGAAGCUGAGUCUGUAAACGCCAAUCGCAAUACUGAGUUCUUUGAGAAUAUACGGCGCAAUUUUGAUCGGAUUUCUGACACGGACUCUCCUGACCUCUCUGAUGCUCUAGAUAAGGCACCAUCUUUUGAUGAGACUGUCUCUCAAGUGUUGGCAACGGCAGAAACCGAUUUUCUAGACCAAAGUCUGGCUAGCCAUGACUUUGCCUUGGCAAUGGUCGUUAUGAUUCAGGUCGUAAAGGAGCAAGAGAUGACUGUCAUGUCGACCCACGCGCUUGACCUGAUUUUCAUGGCUGAUGGCAGGCCCUGCUUUCCAGAUAUGGUCUACUCAGCGGUCCAAGAAGCGCACACCAGGGAUUGUAGUGAGCGCACCAGGAGACUUGUCAGUGUCGAUCUGAUGAUGUGGAGAAGGGGAUGGGGUGCGCUUGUUGAGAGAGCUUUGCAGGUUCCGGGCGUGAAACUAGAUGACAGUAUUGAUGCCAUGCGGAAAGUCUUACGUCAACUUCCUAGCAUGCCUUCAUCAGAUUCUUCCCCAACUUUAACGUCAUCUGCAUUUCAGAAUACGAACCGACAUCUAAGGGAGGCUUCUGUACAACGAUCGAGUUUAUACAGCGACACUGAAGACGCUCCUGGACGUUCCAGGUCUGGACAGCUAAAGCGUUCCUCGAACUCUACCGUAUCAUCCAAGAGGAGAGAUAUCUUCAAGGCUGCUUUACUCGCCUUCUCUGGCGUAGUCUUCAUAUGUGUCUGUCUCACUGUUCUUGUAUGGACGCUCAUUAGCAUCGCAUGGUUUCUCGUUGCUCAGAUAUGGAACUUCGUUGUUCUUGUAUGGCGCCUUGCACUCUAA
Messenger RNA from Alternaria arborescens, 2547 nucleotides. RefSeq lists its product as hypothetical. The record is from RefSeq and is a predicted model, not a curated record. Bases 1 to 2547 code for a protein of 848 amino acids. The transcript has a single exon. NCBI's taxonomy places the organism in Eukaryota, Fungi, Ascomycota, Dothideomycetes, Pleosporales, Pleosporaceae.